This is a messenger RNA of Setaria italica (foxtail millet), 1816 nucleotides long. RefSeq lists its product as uncharacterized. The record is from RefSeq and is a predicted model, not a curated record. The transcript has 3 exons. Bases 337 to 1485 code for a protein of 382 amino acids. NCBI's taxonomy places the organism in Eukaryota, Viridiplantae, Streptophyta, Magnoliopsida, Poales, Poaceae.
GAUGCUUGUCCGCGCGUCCAGCGCGAAAGCAGGACGCGCCUGCGUUCCCCUCCGGAGGCUCGAGCACUAGCUCCUCGCCUCCUCAACACUGCCCCCGUUGUUUGCGCGAUCCACUUAUUCCUCGCUUCCACUGCAUGCCUCCGCCAUUGCCACCUUCUACAUGUUCCGGCUCCUGGCCUCCCGUUCUCCCGCUUGUUUCUCUCUCUUCUUUUCUCUCCCCUGUCUCCGGCAGGCACGCGCUAGCUUAGCUCUGCUACACCCGCGCGCUUGCCCGUCCGCACCCCACGAACGGAUCGGUGGCAUUGAUGCGCGGCGCGACAACGCGGCGGCCGUGCCAUGAGGAAGCUGUGCCCGAACCUGGACCGCGACGACUCCCUGGACACCGUGCUGGAGGUGCCCAUCCCCGAUGACAUGCUCAUCAACGCCCCCGGCGCCGACAAGCGCCGCGGCGCGGGGGGCGCCAACAUGCGCGCGUGGCUCAAGAACCAGGCCUUCGACCGCGCCACCGUCGACGGGCACGCCUCCGCCACCGCCGAGCUCCAGCUCUUCCUCAACGUCGUCGGGUCCCCGCUCAUCCCCUGCCCAGUCCCGCACGACCGCGCCUUCAGCCGCUCCAUCCGCGACUCCUCCAUCCAAGCGUCGACGGCCAAGUACAUCAUCCAGCAGUACAUCGCGGCAAUGGGUGGGCAGGCGGCGCUGCAGGGGGUGCGGAGCAUGUACGCCGUGGGGAAGGUCCGGAUGUGCGCGUCCGAGUUCCACCUCGGCGACCAGAACGUCACCGCCGCGCAGGGCCGCGCCGAGGUCGGCGGCUUCGUGCUCUGGCAGAAGACCCCCGAGGUCUGGUUCUUCGAGCUCAUCAUGGCCGGCCACAAGAUGAGCGCCGGCAGCGACGGCAAGGUCGCCUGGCGCCAGUCCGCCGCCGAGCAGUCCCACGUCUCCCGCGGCCCGCCGCGUCCCCUCCGCCGCUCCCUCCAGGGCCUGGACCCGCGCUCGAUCGCGAACCUCUUCUCGGACGCGGUGUGCAUCGGCGAGAAGAUCCUCAACGGCGAGGAGUGCUUCAUCCUGAAGCUGGAGGCCGGCGCGAUGACGCUGCGGGCGCGGAGCGCGCCGGCGUUCGACAUCAUCCACCACACGGUGUGGGGCUACUUCAGCCAGCGCACGGGGCUGCUCAUCCAGCUCGAGGACUCCCACCUGCUCCGCAUGAAGUCCGGCAAGGGCGCCCGCCGCAGCGAGAACAUCUUCUGGGAGACCAGCAUGGAGUCCGUCAUCUCCGACUACCGCUACAUCGACGGCAUCAACAUCGCGCACGGCGGCCACACCGCCGUCACCCUCUUCCGCUACGGCGAGGGAUCCGUCAACCACAAGCGCAAGCUGGAGGAGACGUGGACGGUGGAGGAGGCCGACUUCAACGUGCACGGCCUCACCACGGACUACUUCUUGCCGCCGGCAGACCUCAACAAGGACGUCGACGACCAGAAUAAGUGAUCGGCUACGGCUAGUGUUUCGAUUGACCGUUAUCAAAUCGUUCGCCCACGCAAAUUUUUUGAUAGGGGUGGCAGUAGUUCUAUGUUCUUCCAUUUCUCUCCUUUUUUUCUGAUUAAUUAAUAUUGCAGGGAAUUAUGAGCACGCAUGUGCAUGUGUUCUUCCAGAAAUAGAAAUACCUAACGAUUAUCUUUUAGGAGAAAACAUGGCCAAAUCAUGUACAAAGUGUAGAAGAUAUAGGGGGUGGGAGCUUGAUUAAAUUCUUUGAUUUUGGUUGGUAAUUUCUAUCAAACAUUUGAUAGUGUACCAAGUUUGUUUCAUACUUCACUGAACU